Messenger RNA from Plenodomus lingam JN3, 1110 nucleotides. The record is from RefSeq and is a predicted model, not a curated record. Lineage: Eukaryota; Fungi; Ascomycota; Dothideomycetes; Pleosporales; Leptosphaeriaceae.
AUGGACAAAUUUGCGCCUGGUACAGCUGAGCGUCCAGAUGCAUCCUCAAAUUCACGCUUUACCACCCAGGCAGCGACAGCCGAGGACCUCCUCAAAGCCCAGACCGUCGGCUUAGUGAAUUUAAAUGACUAUCGCAAACGUCGCGCUGAAGCUCUUGACCGAAAAGAGCGAGGGCAAUCUGCAGUCUCGUCUGAAGGAAGUGCACCAGAGGGGGAACCAACGGCUAAGCCCGUUUCCAAAAAGAAGCGCAAGACAGCUGGCAAAGGCAAGCUAUCUUUUGGUAUGGACGACGAUGAAGCUGUGGAACCCACCGCGGCGAAGGCACCGACACCAGGCGAAAAUAUGGCUGCGGACUCAUCCACGGCCAACUCUGAGGUAGAAGGCCCAGUGUCUCGGAAGAAACUUUCUGCAAACUCAAACAUUGGUCUCAAACCGCGGGUCAUGACCAAAACAGCGCUACAACGCGAAGCGCAGAAGGCGGAUCUGGCACGACAAGAAUUCCUGGUCAUGCGUGAAGCCGUCAAGGCGACGGAAGUGGUGAUACCCUUCGUCUUCUACGAUGGCACCAACGUGCCUGGUGGUCGCUGCAGGAUCAAGAAAGGCGAUCAAGUAUGGUUAUUCUUGGAUAAAGCCAGGAAAGUGGGGGCUGAGCUAGGAAUGGGCGGCGACAAGAGUCGAAGGGACUGGGCUCGUGUGAGUGUAGAUGACUUGAUGCUUGUGCGCGGAGAAGUAAUCUUGCCUCACCAUUACGAAAUCUACCACUUCCUCUUUAACAAAGUUGCUGGCUUCCAUGGCCCUCUGUUCCACUACUCGGCGCAACCGACCAAGGCAACGCCUGCGGCAAAGAGCGGAGAGGGCGAGGGAGAUGGUGUGGCCUACGAUCCGCUCAACUCAUCACAGAAGAUCAAAGGCAAAGCGUCAACGGUGGCGGAUGAGGAUCUCGAGGGGUUCGGGGAUGAUCCGACGGUGACCAAGGUGGUGGAUCGACGGUGGUAUGAGAGGAACAAGCACAUCUUCCCCGCAAGCGCAUGGGCGGAAUAUGCGCCGGACAAGGACCUUUCCAAGGCGCAGCGAAAAGAUGGCGAAGGCAAUGCAUUCUUCUUUUCCUGA